Sphaeroforma arctica JP610 is the source of this 847-nucleotide messenger RNA. RefSeq lists its product as hypothetical. The annotation marks the transcript as partial. Lineage: Eukaryota; Ichthyosporea; Ichthyophonida. The record is from RefSeq and is a predicted model, not a curated record. The transcript is spliced from 4 exons.
CCAUGUCCUGAUAUCCCAGUUAAAUAUAACAAUAUAUAUGGCUAUACACAUUAUAGUACCUUGAUUAAAGAUCUGCACAUAGAAUUAACUCAGUAUAGCCAUUGAUACACACAAGGAUGUCUACUCAGGACUUUCACAAUGCCGCAAUACCGAAUCAAACGACUGUGAAGGAUAUCAAGGUCACUGACGCCAGCCAAGAAGAGGACCAGAUCGCAGUGACACACAAUCUGUCGGUGCUCAUCUCGCAAGCGGCGUUUCUGAGGGGUCCAAAACAAGACCAUAAGUACCCACAGUCACAUUACUAUGUCAAGAUGACAUGUGACGAACAGGUCCGCACGUCUCGCACUAUCUGCAAUGACCCCAAACCCAUGUGGGGUGCACGCUUCGAUGUGGUGUUGAAAGAACAGCUGCCCGAGUACUUCACAUUGGAGUUCUACGACAGCAACAGCCCAGGCGGCAAGACCGAAUUGGUCAACUCGUUGGAAUAUAAAGUCACAGAAGACGACUACAUCCACAAUCACGAGGCAAAUGUUUGGAAGAACUUGGACAAGGGUGGGUCGGUACAGAUUUCCGUGUUUGCGUACAAGGAGGAAAACGUACCGAGCGAGAUGGUACGGAAACGUGGCGAAGUCACCAAUGCCAAAGGCCUGAUGUCCAUCACAGUGGGCAAAAUCAGUGAAAUCACCAUCCACACAAGUAAGCUCAAACGCCCGGUGAAUUGGGUCAAGAGGCAUUUGCGUUCUGGCGAUAGUGCGAGCAAAGAUGGCCAUUACUGCUUUCUGGUGCUAGAGUUGGGUGAAACGGCGUUCAAAACCCAACGCGUGCCCAUAGAUAACCCAGUAUUCAA